Messenger RNA from Durusdinium trenchii, 2786 nucleotides. Lineage: Eukaryota; Dinophyceae; Suessiales; Symbiodiniaceae. The record is from the annotation of a GenBank genome assembly.
AUGCCCGAGUCCAGGAAGUUGGCCAAGCAGGGCAUUCACAUCGAGUUGCUGAUUUGCUGCGGCGACUUCAUGUGGCUCGGGUGGGAGUGGGAGUGGACCCGCUUACGCGAGAACCCCCAAGGGGCCUUGAAUGCCUCCUCCUUGAAUGGUCCAGUUGCGAUGCAAUAUUGGAUCACAUUCUGGUGUGCAGUUUUGGAGCAAGUUUUCCCGCAACCUGUGACUUGGCUGGAGAUUCCAAUCUUCCAGCAGUUGCGGACAUGGAACAUGAUCAUCCUCAAUGAUCACGAAGCUGGACCGGAGUCUUUGAAGAUAGCCAAGGCCACCAUCAUCACCACCUUCAUCGGCACCAUCACCAUUGUAGUCUUUCGGAUGCUGUCUGUUGCACCAGAAGACCCCAAGGACUUCCCGAAGUACUUCGAUGGGCGCGCUGAGGCACCGGUGACCACUGUCUUCGUGGGUGGGCGCAAUGAAGCUUCCAACCUGCUCCGGGAACACUACUACGGUGGCUGGGUGGCCCCGCGGAUCUACUAUCUGGGCCCCGCCGGUGUCGUCCGCUGCGGCCCCUUGCGCAUUGCGGGUGUCGGAGGGCUCUUCGCCUCCAAUGACUACUUCCGGGGGCGCCAUGAGUGCCCGCCCUACACUGAGGAGUUCAAGAAGAGCGCCUUCCGUGCCCGGGAGUGGGAUGCCGCGCGGUUGGAGAAGCUGCAAGAGCCGGUGGAUUUGGUCAUCUCAUAUGACUGGCCUCGAGGAAUUUGGAAGCAUGGCCCUUACGAGACGCUCAUCAAACAGCAAGAACUGGGAGAGAACCAGAAGAGGGAGAUGGAAGGGAACAACUUGGGGUCUCCCGCGGCCAUGGAGUUGCUGAAGAAGUUGCGGCCACCCUUUUGGUUUUCCGCCAGCCUCCAGGUGCGCUUCCCGGCGCUGGUGAACCACGGCGACGGCACCUUCACGCGCUUCUUGGCGUGUGAGCGAUGUAGAGGUGGCAAAGAGUUCUUGCAGGUGUUGGACAUCGAUCCUCGUAGCUUCUCGGGUUUGCAGCCCUUGCCUUCGCCCCAGUGGCAGCGUGCGACGCCCGCGCCCGCGCCGCGGACGCCGCUGUGCUACGAUGUGGAGUGGAUGGCACUGCAAAAGGUCAAUCACGAGAAUAUUUCCUUUACUUGGCAUCCGGCCAAAGCCCGUGUGCUGGUGCCCAGCAAGGAGGACCUCGCAUGGAUCCAGAAGCGUCUCAAGGCGGCCUGCGGCGCCGUGGCGCGCGCGGGCGGCCAGAGACGGCACCCCAACUUGACGCCGACGAAGAUGCGCAAGAGCCGCGGCACCGGCAGGCAGACUUUCCAAAGCUUCUCCACACUCCAGUUGCGUGAGCUCUUUGAGAUCCGCGGGCUAGACUUCCCCGGGCACUUGGAUAAGGCCUCGAUGAUCGCGCGCCUGGAAGCAUUUGAUGCCAAGCAUGGCGAGGAGGAGCACUGGAAGGAAGCCGACGUGUCCUACCCGAUCCCCUCGGAGUUCAUCCCGGGUCCGGCCAAGCAGCGACAGCGGAUUCUGGACAUGUUGGAGCUUCCCGACAUUUGGAAGGACCAGGAGGAGCAUCGCAAGAACCUGCUGCGUGCCGCCCGCGGAGAGCCCCCAGAGGAGCCCGCCAAGCCUGAGGCAGAGGCGCAAGAGGGCGAAGUGACUGGCAAGUCACCGUCCAGUUCCAGCGAAUCCGAUGACGACGUCGCCUUUGCGUUGCAGAGCGCGGCGCAACCCGCGGCGCAACCUGCAGCGCAACCCGCGGCGCAACCCGCGGCGCAACCUGCAGCGCAAGCCGCAGCGCACGCCGGGGCGCAAGCCGCGGAGACGGCACAGGAGGAGGUGGACUGGGAGCCCGAUGAGGACGAAACGCGACCAUGUGACCAGGUCGAGGUCACGCCGGUGGCGGAGCCAGCAGCACAGACAGCUGAGCCUGUGCAGCCGGUGACGGAGCAGCUGACUUUGGAGCUUGAGGAGCCUGACCAAGCCCGCGUGCCAGAAGAGCCUGACCUAGCCCAAGCCCGCGCGAAGGAGGUGGAAGUGAUUGAGAUCCCUGCAGUGGAGCUGAAGUCCCAUGAGCAGGUGGGUUUGGAGCUGAACACCUCUGCCCAACUGCUGGCCGAAGCGCUCAUGAGCCUCGGGGAUGAGGAGGAGGAAGGCCUGUUGAGCUCGGCAGUGGAGGAGGAGGAUGCAGGAAAGGAGCCAAUCGAUGAUCCUGUGGAGGCCUUGGAGGCGGAGGCUGCUCAACUGGAAGAAGAGGCCGCCGGCUUCGCAGCUUUGGCUUUGGCCUUGGAGGAAGCUGAGCGAGAAGAGGCUGAAGCUGCGGAAGCCGCACCUUCUCCGCCUGUGAGGCAGCUGACAUUGCCACGCAAGCGGCGGCGCUUCUGAGAGGUGCACCCAUCGGAGCUGCCACCCUGCGCGCCACGAUUGCCCUGACCGCUGCACGCGACAAAAUGCGAUAAGAGGAUGUGUGGAUGAGAGGACUGAACGAUUUCAGAGUGGAUUGUGGAAGAAACUCUUUUGUUCCAAGCAACUUCCUUACGAAGUCUCCAAUGGACUACCCUACACCCCCCUGUGGAUCUCCAUUGAACACAGCUUUGAAGGUCCAUUCGUUUAGUAGAGGAUGCCACCAACUGGAUUUCACCUCCACUUGCUUAGUCGCUCAGUGACCUUUUCACGAAAUCUUUCAAUUGACCUCAUUCUUGGGAGGUCAGGCAUGAAAGGUGCUGGAGUCGAGAUAACUCUCAGGCUUUGGUGGCCUUGUUGAUCAAACCUGC